This is a messenger RNA of Rhinichthys klamathensis goyatoka, 972 nucleotides long. It is a transcript of the gene spryd4, whose product is annotated as SPRY domain containing 4. Gene Ontology annotation, molecular function: protein binding. Bases 82 to 750 code for a protein of 222 amino acids. The record is from RefSeq and is a predicted model, not a curated record. Lineage: Eukaryota; Metazoa; Chordata; Actinopteri; Cypriniformes; Leuciscidae. The transcript is spliced from 2 exons.
AGGGGGCAGCAGCGCCCAAGCAUUUGGACAGCGCAACCUUGCGACAGAAACAGAGGUAAAGCGCACUACAAAUGGGACAACAUGGCGAUGUCCUCGGGCAUGGUACUCUUUUGCCGUUUGACUGCAUCUUUGGGGACUGCGCUCGUUCACGGCCGUGUGAAAACCCUCACAGCUCGGAGAUGGUAUAUUACUGCCAGUGCAGGCAACAAUUUGCAGUUUAAGCUUGAUGAGCGGACAGCCCACAGCAGCCUGGACCUUUUUAAGAAGGACACAGGUGUGAUCUAUCGAAUGCUAGGUGUGGACCCCUCCCUCGUUCAGGAUACCCCUCUCCGGUUCCGGGAUUGGGCUGUGGUUCUCGCUGACACCCACAUUGAUUCUGGACAGCACUACUGGGAGAUCACGGUUAAAAGGUCCCACGAAUUCCGUGUGGGAGUGGCCGAGGUGUUGACAUCACGUGACGAAUGUGUGGGCACGAAUUCUAGUUCCUGGGUGUUCGCAUUUGUCCAGAGGAAGUGGUUUGCCAUGACCACUGGUAAGCAGGUCCCGGUGCCAUUGGUGGGGAAACCUGAUCGGGUCGGGCUCUUGCUAGACUACAAGGCGGGACGGUUCAGUCUGGUGGACACCCAGAAAGCUGAAGUGGUGUACACGAUAAGAACACAGUUCCGCUCGCCCAUCUGUCCUGCCUUUGCACUCUGGGAUGGGGAGUUACUCUCACACUCUGGACUGGAGAUUCCACCAGGGCUUCAGUGACUCUUGUUCAUUAUUCACACAUUGGUGUUACAUGCCUCUUAAUGGAUAGAGAAGAGGAAGUAGGGGCCUUAUGAAUAGACAUUCAGUGGGAACACAGCUGUUUUUUUUACUGCCAUUAAAUAAAGAUUUGUCCGUUCAGCUGGUGACAAUAUCCCCAAACUCUACUGUUUGUGAUAAUGCUGAUGAAUUGAUGCAUCCGUACAUACACAUAUGAAUACUUGA